GCGCUAAAAGUUUUGAGCUCCUCAAAAGUCGGUAGGCACCAUUGUGGGUGCAAGGUGGUUUCUGGGCUCUGGGCGCCCCUGGCAUCCAGGUUCGGAGCAUGCUUCCUAGGAAAGCGACACGCUCCCCUGAGGACCAGAGCUGCCAGACUGCCUUCUUGGGUACUGUCAUGGAAGAGCUGCCGUCAGAUCUUAACAUCGAUCUCCCUCUGAGUCAUGAGUCAUUUUCAGAUUUCUGGAAACUUCUUCCUGAUGACAGCUUUCUGUCCACCUCGCUUUCCUCUCCCAUGAAUGAGUUCUCAGGAGACGAUGUUGAAAAGUGGUUAGAAAAUCCGCAGGAAGCUGUACAAACAUCUACAGAUGCUGUCCCCGAGGCCUCGGCCCCAGUGGCCCCUGCACCUGCAGCCCCGGCACCAGCCACCCCAUGGCCCCUGUCAUCCUUUGUCCCUUCCCAAAACACCUACCAUGGCAACUAUGGCUUCCGCUUGGGCUUCCUGCAGUCAGGGACAGCCAAAUCUGUCACAUGCACGUACUCCCCGACCCUCAAUAAGCUUUUCUGUCAGCUGGCAAAGACCUGCCCAGUGCAGCUGUGGGUGGACUCAACCCCUCCACCUGGCACACGAGUCCGCGCCAUGGCCAUCUACAAGAAGUCCCAGCACAUGACAGAAGUUGUGAGGCGCUGCCCACAUCAUGAGCGCUGUUCUGAUAAUGAUGGUCCAGCACCUCCUGAACAUCUUAUCCGAGUGGAGGGGAAUUUGCAUGCAGAGUAUCUGAGUGACCGCCACACUUACCGACACAGCGUAGUGGUGCCUUAUGAGCCACCUGAGGUUGGCUCUGACUGUACCACCAUCCACUACAACUACAUGUGUAACAGCUCCUGCAUGGGGGGCAUGAACCGGCGGCCCAUCCUCACCAUUAUCACACUGGAAGAUUCCAGUGGCAAACUGCUGGGACGCAACAGCUUUGAGGUACGUGUCUGUGCCUGUCCUGGGAGAGAUCGACGCACAGAGGAGGAAAAUUUCCGCAGAAAAGAGGAGCCUUGUUCUGAUCCUCCGCCUCUACCAGGGAGCACUAAGCGAGUACUGCCUACCAACACUAGCUCCUCCUCUCCUCAGCCAAAGAAGAAACCACUGGAUGGUGAAUAUUUCACCCUUAAGAUCCGUGGGCGUGAGCGCUAUGAGAUGCUCCGAAUGAUAAAUGAGGCCUUUGAAUUCAAAGAUGCUCAGACUGAAAAGGAACCAGAGGAGAGCAAGCCUCACUCUAGCUACCCGAAAUCCAAGAAGGGGCAGCCUACCUCCCGUCAUAAAAAACUGAUCUGCAAGAGAGAGGGACCUGACUCAGAUUGACCUCCUCUGCCUCCUCUCCCCCAGACACAGCCCCCUACCCCUGUCCUCCUUCCCUGGGACUCAGGUGCUUGCCUCCCUGCUUGGCAUUGGUGUGCUUCGGAAAUACCCAGAACCAAGAACUCUUCCAUUCGCCAUGACUUGGGGCCCCCACUGCACUAGUGUUUUGGGGGUGGCAGUGGGAGCUAGGACACACCAGCUUAGCUUUUAAGGUUUUAGCUGUGAGGAAUAUUUGGAAGAGAAGAACAUGUCUUCGUGUAAGGGUUAGGGUACUGGUAGCCCAGUUCUCCAACAAAACUAACCAAGGAGCUAACUCAUGUUGGAACGUCUAUGAAAAACUGAUCAUGGUGCCUACCUCACGGGGUUUUGUUGUAAGAAUUAAUAAAAUGUGUGAUUGGCCUUGAACCAGUUACCAUUUGGUAACUGGGGCUUGGCCCCCUCGGAGGUGCUAGUUCAGGGAUAGGCUGAUAAUUUCCAAGACUGGGCAACUACUUGAGAGGAAGACGUUGCCAAGAUUCCAUUGGCCCAGCCAAAUGCUGCUCAGUCUUCUGUUGAACUUUGGCAACAGCAAAUGUCACCCCAUUUCACAUGCUGGAGAAUUCCAUCUUGGGCUCAUGUAGGGUCUGCUGGAUCCACCAAGACCCAGUUUACUUCACCCACCCACCCACCACCCACAUGCUCAGGGUUGAUUUCUUUUGCAUCCUGCAAGGCACAUCAGCAUUGGUCACUCCCACCCCCUUCUCCCUUUUUAUAUUCCCUUUUUAUAUAUUGGUUUUCUUUUACAAUAAAACUUGGUUACCACC
Dipodomys ordii (Ord's kangaroo rat) is the source of this 2143-nucleotide messenger RNA. It is a transcript of the gene Tp53, whose product is annotated as tumor protein p53. The coding region runs from base 99 to 1343 and encodes 414 amino acids. Gene Ontology annotation, cellular component: nucleus. Gene Ontology annotation, molecular function: protein binding; DNA-binding transcription factor activity, RNA polymerase II-specific; RNA polymerase II cis-regulatory region sequence-specific DNA binding. Gene Ontology annotation, biological process: regulation of transcription by RNA polymerase II; apoptotic process; protein tetramerization. NCBI's taxonomy places the organism in Eukaryota, Metazoa, Chordata, Mammalia, Rodentia, Heteromyidae. The record is from RefSeq and is a predicted model, not a curated record. The transcript is spliced from 11 exons.